AGGAGGCUGAGGUCUCAGUGCACGGUUUACAGACGUGGCUAAUUAUUCCGAAAUAGAUCAGACGAGCGCAGCAAGAAGGAACGGCAGCUCUGCGCGGCGGCGACGCUGAGAUAAAACGGGGACUCAAACUGCGCGCAUCCCAAAUUCGCGUUUCCCUGACGCUGCAUCGUUCGGGCUUUCAAUCCGCAUCCUCUGCCCCUCGGAUCUCAUGCGGUGCUGCGCCAAACGGCGAAUAAACACCAAUGAACUAGCAGGCCGGUGCUCGCAUCCAGCGUCACCGCAACCCCCGCGUCCUCACACGUGACGGCGCAGCGCCCCGCACGGGUCCUCACGGCGCCCUCGGGCUGCCCGUCGCACUGCCUGCGCGAACGUGGCGCCGUCCUCGCGCGUACCGGCGCUCUGUAGGGCAGUCCGGCGUUGUGAGGACCCCGCGAGGACCCCUGAGCGGCAGGAUGGCAGCUCGGCGCGCGCUGAAAGCUGUCCUGGUGGAUCUCAGUGGCACGCUGCACGUCGAAGACUCGGCCGUGCCGGGUGCGCAGGAAGCUCUUAAAAGGCUGCGUGGCGCUCCAGUUACAAUUCGGUUCGUGACCAACACCACCAAAGAGUGCAAGAAGGACCUGCUGGAGAGGCUGACCAAACUGGGCUUUGACAUUGCAGAACAUGAAAUCUUCACGUCUCUGACGGCAGCCAGAAAUCUUCUGGAGCAGAAGCAGGUGCGGCCGCUCCUCUUGGUGGAUGAGAAGGCCCUGCCUGAUUUCACAGGGAUCGCCACUGAUGACCCCAAUGCAGUGGUCAUAGGACUGGCUCCUGAACACUUUCACUAUGACAUGAUGAAUAAAGCUUUUCGGUUGAUUUUGGAUGGUGCUCCUCUUAUAGCUAUACAUAAAGCCAGGUAUUUCAAGAAAAAAAACGGCUUGGCUCUGGGACCUGGACCUUUUGUAGCUGGACUGGAAUAUGCCACAGAUGUCAAAGCAACAGUGGUGGGAAAGCCAGAAAAAACGUUCUUCCUGGAAGCUUUACGAGGGACUAGCUGUGCCCCAGAGGAGGCUGUCAUGAUUGGUGAUGACUGCAGGGAUGACGUUGGUGGGGCCCAGAAUGCAGGCAUGCGUGGGAUUUUGGUCAGGACUGGUAAAUAUCGACCAGCGGAUGAAAACAAAAUCAAUCCAGCCCCUUACUUAACGUGUGAGAGUUUCCCAGAGGCAGUAGAACAUAUCCUAGAGCAUCUGCUAUGAGAAGUUGGAUAGUUUGAAGAAACACCUGGUUCACAUAAUUUACUCUUGCUUCCAAAAUUAAGGUCACAGGAUCAGUGCAUGCUCAUCAGAAACCUAGCCAUAAGCUCCUUCCCAUCAAGGUGUGAAAGGAAGAGUAGUGGUGCAUGGCCCCAUCAUGGUCACAACACAGCUCUUUUCCUGCACUCAUUUCUUGAGGCAGUGAUUAGGGACCUCGGAUGAUCGGCAGGACAGGUAGCACAGGAAGGCUGCAGCACAACUGCUUUCCUGAAGGGUGCACGGAACGUGGUACAGAGUUCUGUUUUCAGUUUCCAUGAAAUAGCUGAUGGAAAGCCCACUCUGAAAACUGGAAAACUCACUGGAAGCACUCAAACUGUAAAGCCUAACAACACUUUAGUCAGUCUACAGUGAUCUCUCUGUUCUAAUUUCAAGGCAGAGAUAAGAGCCUCUAGAAGUGACUUCUAUAUUAAAAUAGUGCCAUUGUUAAUAAUAACUACUGUUAGCAUCUUUACUCUCGUUGGACCAGAUCCUGGUUUUUGUUUUUCAGAUUUUGCAUAAAAUUAAAAGUGUCAGCAGUGUACAGAUGUUUUAAUUAGAUGCUGUUAUUAAAAAGAAUGGUACUCCAACAAAAAUCUGAUAUUAAA
This is a messenger RNA of Lagopus muta (rock ptarmigan), 1873 nucleotides long. RefSeq names its product haloacid dehalogenase like hydrolase domain containing 2 (gene HDHD2). Bases 453 to 1232 code for a protein of 259 amino acids. The record is from RefSeq and is a predicted model, not a curated record. Gene Ontology annotation, biological process: dephosphorylation. Lineage: Eukaryota; Metazoa; Chordata; Aves; Galliformes; Phasianidae. Gene Ontology annotation, molecular function: phosphatase activity. The transcript is spliced from 7 exons.